CGCGGUAAACACGCGUCGAAAGGCGCCAGGAGAAUCCUCUUUUUCUCAAUCAAUCAAUCCUAGGGUUUGCUGAUUGAUAAUCAAAUCCUCUGUGAAAGAUUCUGACUUUUGUUUCCUUCUUCGUGAUCUCGUUAGCUGAUUGACUAAUCCCAUCUUGGGUUUUAACCUGAGAGAAAGUGAUUCGUGUUUGGAUGGUGGAAAUGAGGAGAUCGGAGUCUGAAUUGUCGGCGAAGUGCCGAGCCGAGUUUCCGGUGAAGCUGGAGAUCGUGGAGGAUGAUUUGGAGGAAGAGCACGGUCCUCUCAACAAGCGAUCUAGGUUAUGGAGCUGUGGGACUAGCUCGUCGCCAAUGGCACCGGCCAUGUAUAACCCUCUUGAUGAGCCGAGUCCUCUUGGACUAAGCCUUAGGAAGACUCCGUCUUUGUUGGAUUUGAUUCAGAUGAGGCUAACGCAGAGUGGUGACUCAAAAGCUGAGACGAUGCAAACGACGGGUGUUAAGAAAGAGAGUAAAUGUAUCACUGCUGCAUCAGCUGGGGCGACGUUAGCUCCAGGGAGUAUUGAGAAGCUGAAAGCUUCCAACUUUCCUGCUUCAGUUUUAAAGAUUGGCAAGUGGGAGUACAAAUCAAGGUAUGAAGGUGAUUUGGUGGCGAAGUGUUACUUUGCAAAACAUAAACUUGUUUGGGAAGUGCUGGAACAAGGUCUUAAGAGUAAAAUCGAGAUCCAGUGGUCGGAUAUUGUGGGGUUAAAGGCAAACUGUCCUGAAGAUGGACCUGGAACGUUGACUCUCGUGCUUUCUAGGCAGCCCUUAUUUUUCCGGGAAACAAACCCACAGCCUAGAAAACAUACUUUGUGGCAGGCAACGUCAGACUUUACCGAUGGCCAAGCUAGCUUGUACAGGAAGCAUUUUCUGCAAUGUGCUCAAGGGAUAAUGAACAAACAUUUCGAGAAGCUUGUGCAGUGUGAUCAUCGCCUGUUCCAUCUAAGCCGUGUGCCAGAGAUAAUCAUGGACUUUCCCUACUUUGAUGCUCGGCAAUCUAUCUUUGAGGAUCCAAGUGAACGAAAGGGCUAUCCUUAUGGGAAUUUGAAUCUUGGCAUAGGUCCUUCAAUAGCAUCUCCCGUUGGGGCUCAGUCAUCAUCUGAACAUAUGUAUCUGUCUCAUGAAGCACCAUCUCCCAGCUCAGAUGCUCGAGCAAAUGAAGGAACUGGGGGUGCUGAAGCAGUCAAUUCAAGAAACACAACGGAUUGUGGUCAGAUCGGACUACACAAAGCUAUAUCACUGAGUGAUUUCCUUGCAGUUCUCGGUGAUUCAAAGAAGAACACUACGGAUUCGUAUCAGGUUGAAGAAGAAGCUGGGGUGAAUCAAUCUAUGUCAGUGAGUGAUUUGGUUGCAUUCUUAUCUGAUUCAAGAAACAUAACCGAUUCAAGUCAGAUAAAAGUACCUGGACUACAACAAUCCAUAUCAGUGAGCGAUUUUGUUGGACUUCUCUCUGAUUCUGCUGGUGGAAACCAUCCGGAAGAUAUGGAGAAAUUCGAGAUCUUGAAACAGCAAUUGCUAAGUGAUAAUAUCCAGUUCGAUACACCAGAUGAGAAGUCUCUCAUGCCAAGGGUUAAUUCUUUAUUCAACCUCUUGUACAAGGAACCCAACGUUGCUGCAAACUCACAGGUCAAUACUGAAGUCUCGGUAGGAUUUAAGUCUGAACUCCAUGAUCUGAAUGGGACAGUGUCUGCCAACAGCAACAGCAACAGAGUUGUUGAUCCUGCUUCCAGCAGCAAGCCACAGGGUAUGUUAAGAAAAGACUCGUUCAGCGAUUUGCUCUUACACCUCCCCCGAAUCACAUCCUUGCCAAAGUUCUUGUCCAACAUUUCAGAAGAAGAUGGUGAUGCAUAUAAAUAGAUAAUUCUAUAGAUUCUGCUUUUGUUUUCAUGAUUUGGCAAGUAUAGAAGCCUGAACUAUUAGCUUUUUCUAUUUUAUCAUGUGAAUCAAAAUUCUCUUUUGGUUA
Messenger RNA from Brassica oleracea var. oleracea, 1998 nucleotides. RefSeq lists its product as uncharacterized. The transcript has 6 exons. Bases 192 to 1892 code for a protein of 566 amino acids. Lineage: Eukaryota; Viridiplantae; Streptophyta; Magnoliopsida; Brassicales; Brassicaceae. The record is from RefSeq and is a predicted model, not a curated record.